Oncorhynchus masou masou (cherry salmon) is the source of this 7570-nucleotide messenger RNA. Its product is annotated as formin-like protein 2. Bases 488 to 3724 code for a protein of 1078 amino acids. Gene Ontology annotation, cellular component: cytosol. NCBI's taxonomy places the organism in Eukaryota, Metazoa, Chordata, Actinopteri, Salmoniformes, Salmonidae. Gene Ontology annotation, molecular function: small GTPase binding; actin filament binding. The transcript is spliced from 27 exons. The record is from RefSeq and is a predicted model, not a curated record. Gene Ontology annotation, biological process: cell migration; cortical actin cytoskeleton organization; regulation of cell shape.
CGGUGACGUAUGAGUAGACUAGACUCUUUACUGUAUUCGUUGGGUCAGCACUGCAGAGAUUAGCUUGCUACACAGACAGGGAUUCCUAAACCCGAAUCAUGCACAUCGUCAUUACAACUAAAUGGGAGUGGAGCAGAAAUUGUGCAAGAUAUGGAUAGAUUCCGUUGGUCCUAUAAAUAUUGCGCGGUCGUUGCUUCGAUUCAAGUUUCCACAAAGUCCCCCAUUCCAUUAUAAUGCUUCUCGAGGACUCGGCUCUUUGGAACCAUUGUGGUGUGCUGAUUUCCUCACGUGUGUUUUCUGUUAAAAGUGGCGAGGCUGGGAAAAACACUGGAACAUUUGCAAACAAGAGGUAUUAGCGCGGGUACAUUUGUUUCGUUUUUUUUUUUUUUUUUGACUUGCUGUGAUUUCUGAAGUCGAGGAGGAAGGUGUAACGUUAGGUAGUUGUAGUUGUGAUCCAGCAACAAAAAAAACAAAAACAAGCUGAAACAUGGGGAACGCAGGGAGUAUGGACCAGCAAACUGAUUUCAGGGGACAUAACAUGCCUCUGAAGCUACCCAUGCCGGAGCCAGGCGAAUUGGAGGAGAGAUUCGCAAUCGUUUUGAACUCUAUGAACCUUCCUCCAGACAAAGCGCGACUAUUGCGGCAGUACGACAACGAGAAGAAGUGGGAACUUAUCUGUGAUCAGGAACGAUUCCAAGUGAAGAACCCCCCCCAUACAUACAUCCAGAAGCUGAGGGGCUUUCUGGACCCGGCCGCCACCAGGAAGAAAUUCAGACGGAGGGUGCAGGAGUCCACCCAGGUCCUGAGAGAACUGGAAAUUUCAUUAAGGACCAAUCACAUAGGGUGGGUGAGAGAGUUCUUAAACGAAGAAAACAAAGGCCUGGACGUACUGGUGGAGUAUCUGUCUUUUGCGCAGUACGCUGUCACGUUUGAUGGCGACAGCGUGGAGAACAACCCGGAGAAGUCGGUGGACAAGCCCUGGAGCAGAUCCAUAGAGGACCUGCAUGGGGGGAGUAACCUCCCGUCCCCCGUCAGCGGGAACAGCAUUACCCGCGCCGGGCGACACGCCACGCUACGUUGCAACGCGUUGCCGAGCCGGAGAACUCUGAAGAACUCCCGGCUGGUCUGUAAGAAGGACGACGUUCACGUCUGCAUCAUGUGCCUGCGAGCCAUCAUGAACUACCAGUACGGCUUCAACAUGGUGAUGUCCCACCCGCACGCUGUGAAUGAAAUUGCACUAAGUCUGAACAAUAAGAAUCCCAGAACCAAAGCUCUGGUGUUGGAGCUGCUGGCCGCCGUGUGUCUCGUGAGGGGGGGACACGAAAUCAUUCUCUCUGCGUUCGACAACUUCAAGGAGGUGUGUGCUGAGACGCAGCGGUUCGAGAGGCUGAUGGAACACUUCAAGGACAUGGACAACAACAUCGACUUUAUGGUGGCGUGUAUGCAGUUCAUCAACAUCGUGGUCCACUCGGUAGAGGACAUGAACUUCCGGGUUCACCUGCAGUACGACUUCACCAAGCUCUGUCUGGACACCUACCUGGAUAAGCUGAAGCACACGGAGAGUGACAAGCUGUCGGUGCAGAUCCAGGCCUACCUGGACAACGUGUUUGACGUGGGCGCCCUUCUGGAGGACGCCGAGACCAAGAACGCCGCGCUGGAGCGCGUGGAGGAGCUGGAGGAGAACAUGUCACAUAUGACGGAGAAGCUGCAGGACACGGAGAACGAGGCCAUGUCCAAGAUCGUGGAGCUGGAGAAACAGCUGAUGACGCGCAACAAGGAGCUCGACUCGAUCCGGGAGGUGUACAAGGACGCCAACUCGCAGGUGCACACGCUGCGGCGGAUGGUGAAGGAGAAGGACGAGGCCAUCCAGAGGCAGUGCAACCUGGAGAAGAAGAUCCACGAGCUGGAGAAGCAGGGUACCAUGACGAUCCAGAAGAAGGGCGACGGGGACAUCUCCAACCUGCCUUCGCCGCCCGCCCCCGGGGGCCCGCUGGUGGCUGGCGUGCUAGGGGUCUAUAACGGGGGCACGGUCAGCCCGAUGGGGUCGAAUGGGAUCCCGGGGAUGCCCGCGCCGCCCCCUCCUCCUCCCCCACCGCUUGUGCCUGGGACGGUGCCAAAUGGGCCUUUGGCUGGUCCUGCCGCUCUUCCCCCUCCCCCACCGCCCCCUCCUCCCCCGCCUCCCCCUGGCCCCAUGGAGGUGUCUGCUCCCCUGCCCCCGCCACCACCCCCCAUGGCCCCCCCGCUCCCGGGCUGUGGAUCCCCCACCGUCAUCUUCAACUCAGGGUUAGCAGCCGUGAAGAUUAAAAAGCCCAUCAAGACCAAGUUCCGUUUGCCCGUGUUCAACUGGGUGGCGCUGAAGCCCAACCAAAUCAACGGCACUGUGUUCAACGAGAUCGACGACGAGAGGAUACUGGAGGACCUGAACGUGGAUGAGUUUGAGGAGAUGUUCAAGACGAAAGCCCAGGGCCCGGCCAUCGAUUUGAUCAUGAGCAAGGCCAAGGUCAUCCAGAAGGGGCCCAACAAGGUGGCACUGCUGGACGCCAACCGGGCCAAGAACAUGGCCAUCACCCUGAGGAAAGUGGGAAAGGCCCCUGAGGAGAUCUGCAAGGCCAUCCAGCUGUUUGACCUACGCACCCUGUCGGUGGACUACGUGGAGUGUCUGAUGCGCUUCCUGCCCACGGAGAGCGAGGUGAAGAUCAUGCGUCAGUACGAGAAGGAGAGGAAGCCCGUGGAGGCGCUGACGGACGAGGACCGCUUCAUGAUGCACUUCAGCAAGAUCGAGCGGCUCAUGCAGAAGAUGACCAUCAUGGCCUUCAUUGGCAACUUCUGCGAGAGCGUGCAGAUGCUGACGCCGCAACUCCAUGCGGUCAUCGCAGCAUCUGUGUCAAUAAAGUCCUCGCAGAAACUCAAGAAAAUUCUCGAGAUCAUCUUGGCGCUCGGAAACUACAUGAACAGCAGCAAACGGGGAGCAGUAUACGGUUUCAAGCUACAGAGUUUAGAUUUGCUACUGGACACCAAGUCGACAGACCGGAAAAUGACUCUGCUGCACUACAUAGCCAAUGUGGUGAAGGAGAAGUACCAGCAGGUCAAUCUGUUCUACAACGAACUGCAUUACGUGGAGAAGGCCGCAGCAGUUUCGUUAGAGAACGUUCUGCUGGAUGUGAAGGAGCUCCAGCGGGGAAUGGACCUGACCAAGAGAGAGUACAGCAUGCACGGUCACAACACCAUGCUCAAAGACUUCAUCACACACAACGAGGGCAAGCUGAAAAAGCUGCAGGACGAAGCCAAGAUCGCGCUGGACGCCUUCGACGAGGCCGUCAAAUUCUUCGGCGAGAAUUCCAAAACGACGCCCCCGUCCGUGUUCUUCCCGGUGUUUGUGCGCUUCGUCAAGGCCUACAGGCAAGCGGAGGAGGACAACGAGCAAAGGAAGAGAGCAGAGCUGAUGAUGAUGGAGAAGCUUCUGGAGCAGGAGGCCAUGCUGGACCAGGAGGACCAGAAGUCUCCAUCCCAUAAGAACACCCGGGGCAGGAGUCAGCAGCAGGAGGUGAUAGCUGAGCUGAGGAAGAAGCAGGUGAAGGAUACGGGCAGCCGCCACGUCUACGAGGGAAAGGACGGAGCAAUCGAGGACAUUAUCACGGCCCUAAAGAAGAAUAAUAUUACUAAAUUUCCCAAUGUCCAUUCGAGGAUCUUCGAAAUCAGCCAUACAGGAGAGCCGACGCGGUGAGGAGGAGCGUCAGAAGGCGCUUUGACGACCAAAACUUGCGGCCGGUCAACAACACUGAAGUUGUCAUGUGACGAGGGAACAGUGCAUGUGCUCGGAGAGGGGUGAAGGGGGGUGAUGUGGAUGUAACAGCCUCUCACUCUGGACUGAAAGAGAAAUGGAUAGACUGAAAGAGAUGUCUAGACUGAAAGAGAAAUAGAAGGACUGCCGGAAAGAAAGAUGGAUGGGUCUGAAAGGUCGGUCAUAGGGAACCUUAGACAAGCCAAGUGCCUGAAACGUACAUUUUAUGUGAUCAGAUUUAUUUUUUCAUUACUUCAAGCAAUGCAACUUGACCUGGCUUUAACUGCAAUUUCCUUUGAUGUGUAAAACUGGACUCGAACCUCCGUAGGGGGAAUUCCUGGAAGAGAUUUUUCCCGAAAGAAGUGUAGAAUGUACAUGUGACACGGUUCCCUUUAUGCCUCGGUCACACCUCCCAGCGUUAUUGCGUUUUGGUACACCAGAAGCACAUGCAUUUCCAAUGGAGGCGCUGCGUUUGCCUUUGCCGCGUGGCAUUGGCAGUUGCAGUGCGCUCGAGUGUCGGUGUGUACGUCGGACAAACCAAACGUACGCAUCACAUUCUAUGUGUAGACGGCUUGGCAGAAACGGUAGCAGAAAGGUGAAUGUGGAACUUCUGUUGCGCACAUAUCCAGAUGAGGCCGCGUACCAUUUUGCGCAUGACACUGCAGGUGUGUUCGAGGCGUUAGGCGUCAAAGUAUUCCGCCACAGGUGAUGAAUAUGAUAUUCAAUAGCAAGUAUCUUAUUACAUUCCUGGUGCUACUGCCAUUGCUCUUGGAAUUCCAACAAUGUGCUCGAGUGGCACUUUAAAAUACGCAUUAGCUUUUCCAUCGUUGCUAAAGGGCUAAUGACCUUAUUAAAGGGGACAAGUCUUAGAUGAAAUACUAUGAAGCAGUGAUCCAAAACUAAUAUGUUCAAUGAAAGUACUUAAGCAAGUAUCAGGUAGACUUCUGUACACCAACGUGUGACCACAGUUAGAGAAAUCGUAUCGGAAAUAAUAUAACUCAGAGAGGUGUGGCUCUCUUGAAAUGAGACCAGGCUAAUGUGAAUUGUGUAUAGCUAGGCCUCUAUAUUACGGUAUUAACAUCUCAUUCAUCUGUGUUAACAUGGUUAGUGGACCAAGUCGUGAAUUAUUAGAGAGAACUACAGUACCAGUCAAAGGUUUGGACACACCUACUCAAUCAAGAGUUUUUCUGUAUUUAUUGACUAUUUUCUACAUUGUAGAAUAAUAGUGAAGGUAUCAAAACUAUGAAAUAAUACAUAUGGAAUCAUGUAGUAUCCCAAAAAAGUGUUAAAACAGAUGAAAAUAUAUUCUUCAAAGUAGACACCCUUUGCCUUGAUGACAGCUUUGCACACUCUUGGCAUUCUCUUCAGCUUCACCUGGAAUGCUUUUCCAACAGUCUGGAAGGAGUUCGUACAUAUGCUGAGCACUUGUUGGCUGCUUUUCCUUCACUCUGCGGUCCAACUCAUCCCAAACCAUCUCAAUUGGGUUGAGGUCGGGUGAUUGUGGAGGCCAGGUCAUCUGAUGCAGCACUCCAUCACUUUCCUUGGUCAAAUAGCCCUUACACAGCCUGGAGGUGUGUUUUGGGUCAUUGUCCUGUUGAAAACCAAUUGAUAGUCCCACUAAGCGCAAACGAGAUGGGAAUGGUGAAUCGCUGCAGAACGCUAUGGAAGCCAUGCUGGUUAAGUGUGCCUUGAAUUCUAAAUAAAUCACAGACAGUGUCACCAGCAAAGCAUCCCCAAACCUUCACACCUCCUCCAUGCUUCACGGUGGGAACCACACAUGCUGAGAUCAUCCGUUCACUUACUCUGCAUCUCACAAAGACACGGCGGUUGGAACCAAAAUUCCAAAAUGUUAACUUAUCAGUCCAAAGGAUAGAUUUCCACCGGUCUAGUGUCCUUUGCUUGUGUUUCUUGGCCCAAGCAAGUCUCCUUCUGAAGCAAUUUGACCAUGGAGACCUGAUUCACACAGUCUCCUCUGAACAGUUGAUGUUGAGAUGUGUGUGUUACUUGAACUCCGUGAAGCAUUUAUUUGGGCUGCAAUUUUUGAGGCUGGUAACUCCAAUGAACUUAUUCUCUGCAGCAGAGGUAACUAUGGUUCUUCCUUUCCUGUGGCGGUCCUCAUGAGAUCCAGUUUCAUCAUAGCACCUUCCUGUCUUAAAGUAAUGGUGGACUGUUGUUUUUCUUUGCUUAUUUUAACUGUUCUUGCCAUAAUAUGGACUUGGUCUUUUACCAAAAAAAUCUUCUGUAUACCUACCUUGUCACAGCACAGCUGAUUGGCUGAAACACAUUAAGAUGGAAAGAAAUUCAACAAAUUAACAAGGUACACCUGUUAAUUGAAAUGCAUUCCAGGUGACUACCUCAAGGAAGCUGGUUGAGAGAAUGCCAAGUGUGCAAAGCUGUCGUCAAGGCAAAGGGUGGCUACUUUGAAGAAUCUCAAAUAUAAAAUAUAUUUUGUAUUUAUUUAACACUUUUUUGGUUACAACAUGAUUCUGUGUUAUUUCAUAGUUUUAAUGUCUUCACUAUUAUUCCACAAUGUAGAAAAUAGUAAAACUAAAGAAAGAAAAUCCUUGAAUAAGUAGUGGUAUCCAAACUUUUGACUGGUACUGUACAUUGUCUGCUCAUGUAGACCUCAAGUGCCAUUCAAAUGCAAUGCUGUUAAGUGGAUGGUGGGGCUCUUGAGCCACAAUAGCUCUGGUUCAGGGAGUCGUUCGGUCGAACGGCUGCACGACUCCCCGGACCAGAGCUCAAGCCACAAUUGACUCAGAGCGAAUAGGAAAGGUGCUAAAACAAAGACUUAUCAGCAGAUACACUUCCAGUCAAGUGUAGUGGCUACAAGGAAGGUACUUUAGGCUACUUGAGGAGCUUGUCAUGGAAACUUGAUUCCAAGUUUCUUUUUUUACUCUGAAAACCUGCAAUCGGCUAAUGAAUCUCUAGGCAACUGUCCACUCAUUAUUAUUGUACAUUUAAUGUAUAGUAUUUAACCACUGUAAACGGUAUCCAUUCAGUUUUGCUCAUGUGACCCACUUUGACGUGAGCAACAGUCUUUUUUAAAAAUGUUUAGCUAGUUAUAUUUAAAAAAAUGUCAGAAUAAACAAAAAGUACACAACAAAAAAAAGUUUUGUAAAUGUACAGAUAUUUUGCUACAAAAAUUGUUGCAUUGUUUUUUUACUUCUUAAUCCACUCAUUACUAUAAGGUAACUAUUGUACAUAUUGUUUAAAACAAAAUGUGCAUCACCCUGUGAUACACAAUUUGAAUGUUAUUUUAACUUAUAGGUUUGUCCAUUUUGUAUAUUUAAUUAAGCCGGGGAAAAAACAAAUCUGGGUUCACUUUAACACAACGGAUCUAUUGUGUGAAGCAGAAUGCCCUAGUGUCACACUUGCCUGAGUAAAGAGGCAUUAUAUUAAUGUAUGUUCCAAAUGGCACUCUAUUCCCUAUCUAGGUUACUAUUUUUGACCCCAUGGGCCUUGGUAAAAAAAAAUAUCAAAAGUAGUGCCCUAUAUAGGGAGUCAUUUGGGCCAUAACCCUUUGACGUUCAGAGAAGCUUUCUGUGGUCUUGGGACCAUAAUUGUCCACGUUAGCAUGUGCAACAAACCACUCAUCUCUAUACUUCCUAUGUGAACUGUUGACCACUCAUCAGUUUCACUCAUUAGACUGGAUAAUAGUGGCAUGUUUUUGUUUUUUCUUCAGAAAUGUAUUUUAGGCAUUGUGUGCUUAUUACAAAAUACUUUUAAAUAACAUUUAGUUAAAGAUAGACCGAGUUCUGGACAUGAUCAAAUAAACUAUUUACACUA